AGACUGUGCAUCUGUCAUUAGCAGUUGGUCCUUUCAGAGAGCAAGACAGGCAAGUGUGGGCAGGGUGACCCAACUGGCAGAGGGUGGAGGAGUGACUGGAAGAUAAAGAGAUGCCCUGGGAAGUUUAUUGGGAAAGGAAAGGGUAGGCCACCCAAUGGGAGAGACUGUCAGAAGUUAGUUGUUUGAAAAUGGAAAACUUUCAUUUUACUUGUCACUGGGAGCAGAAGAGACUGAAGUCACAAGAAUGAUAAGAGGCCCAGUGAAAGAAUGACAGUGAAGGGGUGCCCAGGGGAAGGAGCCGAAGUCUGGAAUGUUCCACAGAGACAAGGGAACAAUCAUGUCACCAUUUCUUCGAAUUGGUUUAUCCAACUUUGACUGUGGUACCUGCCAGUCUUGUCAGGGUGAGGCCGUGAACCCCUACUGUGCUGUGCUUGUCAAAGAGUAUGUGGAAUCAGAAAAUGGGCAAAUGUACAUUCAGAAAAAGCCAACCAUGUACCCACCCUGGGACAGCACCUUUGAUGCCCACAUUAACAAGGGGAGAGUGAUGCAGAUCAUCGUGAAGGGCAAAAAUGUGGAUCUCAUAUCAGAAACAACCGUGGAGCUCUACUCCCUAGCAGAGAGAUGCCGAAAGAACAAUGGAAGGACAGAGGUAUGGUUAGAGCUGAAACCUCAAGGCCGAAUGCUAAUGAAUGCAAGAUACUUUCUGGAAAUGAGCGACACCAAGGACAUGAGUGACUUUGAGAAUGAAGGAUUCUUUGCAUUGCAUCAUCGCCGAGGAGCCAUCAAGCAGGCCAAAGUUCACCACGUGAAGUGCCACGAAUUCACAGCCACCUUUUUCCCCCAACCCACGUUUUGCUCUGUCUGCCAUGAAUUUGUCUGGGGGCUGAACAAACAGGGCUACCAGUGCCGACAAUGUAAUGCUGCGAUUCAUAAGAAAUGUAUCGAUAAAGUGAUAGCCAAGUGCACAGGGUCAGCUAUCAACAGCCGAGAAACCAUGUUCCACAAGGAGAGAUUCAAGAUUGACAUGCCACACAGAUUCAAAGUCUACAACUACAAGAGCCCCACCUUCUGUGAGCAUUGUGGGACACUGCUUUGGGGACUGGCGAGGCAAGGACUCAAGUGUGAUGCAUGUGGCAUGAACGUCCACCACCGAUGCCAGACAAAGGUUGCCAACCUCUGUGGUAUAAACCAGAAGCUAAUGGCUGAAGCACUAGCAAUGAUUGAGAGCACCCAACAGGCUCGCUCCUUAAGAGAUUCAGAACACAUCUUCCGAGAAGGCCCAGUUGAAAUCGGUCUCCCAUGCUCCAUCAAAAAUGAAACCAGGCCACCAUGCGCACCAACACCUGGGAAAAAAGAACCCCAGGGCAUCUCCUGGGAGUCCCCUUUGGAUGGGAUGGAGAAAACGGACCAUCCUCCUGAACCCGUAGUGACCGUGCAAAGGGCCUCUCUGCAGCUGAAACUGAAGAUUGAUGAUUUUGUGCUGCACAAAAUGUUGGGGAAAGGAAGUUUUGGCAAGGUCUUCCUAGCGGAGUUCAAGAGAACCAAUCAGUUUUUCGCGAUAAAGGCCCUAAAGAAGGAUGUGGUGUUGAUGGAUGAUGACGUUGAGUGUACCAUGGUGGAGAAGAGGGUUCUGUCCUUGGCUUGGGAGCAUCCUUUUCUAACACACAUGUUCUGUACCUUCCAGACUAAGGAAAACCUCUUUUUCGUGAUGGAGUAUCUCAAUGGGGGAGACUUAAUGUACCACAUCCAAAGUUGUCACAAAUUUGAUCUUUCCAGAGCCACGUUUUAUGCUGCUGAAAUCAUCCUUGGUCUACAGUUUCUUCAUUCCAAAGGAAUUGUCUACAGGGACCUGAAGCUAGAUAAUAUCCUGUUAGACAGAGACGGACAUAUCAAAAUAGCCGAUUUUGGGAUGUGCAAGGAGAACAUGCUAGGAGAUGCGAAGACAAAUACUUUCUGUGGGACUCCUGACUACAUUGCUCCGGAGAUCUUGCUGGGUCAGAAAUACAACCAUUCCGUGGACUGGUGGUCCUUCGGGGUCCUCCUUUAUGAGAUGCUGAUUGGCCAGUCGCCUUUCCAUGGACAGGAUGAAGAGGAGCUUUUCCACUCCAUCCGCAUGGACAAUCCCUUUUACCCUCGGUGGCUGGAGAAGGAGGCCAAGGAUCUUUUAGUAAAGCUUUUUGUGAGAGAACCAGAAAAGAGGCUAGGCGUGCAAGGAGACAUCCGCCAGCAUCCUUUAUUCCGAGAGAUUAACUGGGAGGAACUUGAGAGGAAAGAGAUUGACCCACCUUUCAGGCCAAAAGUGAAAUCACCAUACGACUGCAGUAAUUUUGACAAGGAAUUCCUAAGUGAGAAACCCCGGCUGUCAUUUGCCGACAGAGCACUCAUCAACAGCAUGGACCAGAACAUGUUCAGAAACUUUUCCUUCAUUAACCCAGGAAUGGAGACUUUUGUUUGCUCCUGAACCUCACCCCUCCCCAGACCAGAAGGGAAUUGCCUUCUCUCUGGGAACUAGUUUGAGUAACACUUCUGGGGGGGUCUCUUUUUCAAGUUGGAAAAGAAAAGAAACACUCAACAGCAAAGGUGGGGAGACCUUUGACCUCCUCACAUGACCUGUUACCUGUAGCACAAACCAAGUCUACUUCACUAAUGACCUCACCCCGUUGUAUCUCCUGGCAUCUUUCACAGCAGCCCUCGAAGUUAGAUCGUUAUUAACUCUAGUCAUUUACUUGAAAGAUGGUUCCUGAUACUGUGAAAGAUCCGAAAUGUAACUCUUCUCUUGCCCUAGACAGCAGUUGCUGGUUGGUGAUGAACCAAGGGUCAAACGGAACACAUUUCUCAAGACUGGAACGGCAGAUUGCCUCUUGUAGAAGUGGAUGUCACUUAGCCACAGAGAAGGAACAACUAACCCAUGUUGUUCUGUGCAUGUCUGUGGAAAUGUAAAUGGCAGAAGGAAAGGGGAAGCCCUGAGCGGGUUGUGAUGGGAUUCUCUCCAAUAAACAUAGCUUGGAACUUGUGA
Messenger RNA from Phodopus roborovskii (desert hamster), 3016 nucleotides. RefSeq names its product protein kinase C theta (gene Prkcq). NCBI's taxonomy places the organism in Eukaryota, Metazoa, Chordata, Mammalia, Rodentia, Cricetidae. Gene Ontology annotation, biological process: peptidyl-serine phosphorylation; intracellular signal transduction. Bases 311 to 2461 code for a protein of 716 amino acids. Gene Ontology annotation, molecular function: diacylglycerol-dependent serine/threonine kinase activity; ATP binding. The transcript has 18 exons. The record is from RefSeq and is a predicted model, not a curated record.